Messenger RNA from Geodia barretti, 1074 nucleotides. The record is from the annotation of a GenBank genome assembly. Lineage: Eukaryota; Metazoa; Porifera; Demospongiae; Tetractinellida; Geodiidae.
AUGAACACGGACGGCGACAGCAUUCGCAGAUCCUUCGCGCAAUUCUUUGAAGAACGCGGGCACCAGUACAUGCCCUCCGCCUCUCUGAUUCCGGCCGGUGAUCCGACCCUUCUUUUCACUUCCGCCGGAAUGGUGCCGUUCAAGCCCUUCUUCAUGGGAGAACAGACCCCUCCCCGUCGCCGUCUCACCAGCUGUCAGAAGUCGUUCCGCACGACCGACAUCGACGAGGUGGGUGACCAUAAACACCUCACCUUCUUCGAGAUGCUGGGCAAUUUCAGCAUCGGCGACUACUUCAAGAAGGACGCCGUCGCCUUUGCGUGGGAGUUGUGCACAGGACUGUUCGGCCUGGAGCCGGAGCGCAUGUACGUUACCGUGCACCUGGAUGACGACGAUGCCUACGAACUGUGGCGGAACGACAUCGGCGUACCUCCGGAGCGGAUUUACCGCUAUGGCAACAGCGACAACUGGUGGGGUCCCGCCGGCCUGGAAGGACCCACGGGUCCCUGCUCUGAACUCCAUUACGACGGGGGAGCCGAAAAGGGCCGGGGCCAGCAUCCGGCCACGGACGAAAUGAUGACGCCGACGAGCUCACCGCCAUGCUCCGUAUCGAGGCUGAGGGUGGUCCCACCGCCGAGCCGGGCGGCUUGCCAUCCCAACUGCGACUGUGAGCGGUUCGUGGAGCUGUGGAAUCUGGUCUUCAUGCAGUACUACCAGGACCUCGAGGGCGUCCGCACGCCCCUGCCGGCCCCCGAGCGUGGACACCGGCAUGGGCCUCGAGCGGGCCGCCGCCGUUCUGCAGGCAAGCCCAACGUCUACGAGACCGACCUCUUCAGGCCCAUCAUCGACGCGGUUUGCAGUCUCACCGGCACGAAUACGGUUCCGACCGGAUACCGACUACGCAUCCGCGUUGUCGCCGAGCACGCCCGCGCCGCUUCGUUCCUCAUCAGCGACGGUGUUGUGCCUUCCAACAGCGACCGUGGUUAUGUCCUCCGCCGCAUCAUCCGGCGGGCCAUCCGUUACGGCCGGCAGCUCGGGCUCGACCGUCCUUUCAUGACCGAGUCACCGACGCCGUGA